Messenger RNA from Gryllus bimaculatus (two-spotted cricket), 456 nucleotides. NCBI's taxonomy places the organism in Eukaryota, Metazoa, Arthropoda, Insecta, Orthoptera, Gryllidae. The record is from the annotation of a GenBank genome assembly.
AAUUGGAACGGCCCGAAAGGGGUUCGGCGGCGCUCGCCCGCCCCAGCAGCAAAUUCCCGGCGCUCGCGGCCGGCGCCGCCCCGCAGGAAUUCUCCUGUUGGCUGCGGCGGCGACCGUUCCUUAACUGUUCGUCCACCCCUCGGGGAAAGCGGCCGCGCGUAUAAAGCGGCCCCCAUCUGCAGGGGGCGCAUUCACAGAACCCACGGUUCCAGUCAUACGGAGAACCAUCACGAUAAGCACACCACCACAACUACUACGGAGCACCCUUCCACUGACAAACAUCACGCUUCCCAUCACUCCAGCAGUCAUGUGGUCGAACAUCCCGAACCCACCACCAGCCACUCCGUGACCGUGCACAAGAAACCCCACAGCGACCACCACGCCACGGUGCAGCACGACGACAAACACACCACAGAACACCCCACCCACGCCACCGAACACCACACCAGCAGUCAU